AUGGAUUUGGUUUACUUCAGCAACGAGUUCCCCAAGGAGGACCUGCAGCUAGUCUUUCGACGUCUGCACGCACUCAGCAAGGACACAACCCACCAUCUCCUGGCUCGAUUCAUCGUCGAGGCAACCAGAUCGGUCAAAGAUGAACUUCGUCAGCUUUCCAGCCAACAGAGAGACCUAUUCCCUCCUUUUGAGACAUUGCUGGAUUGGGUCGAAUUCACCGAGCUUCGCGAAGGCACUCUUUGUGGUGCCGUCGAUGGUGUUCUUUUGAUUGUCGCAGWAGUUGCGGCAUACAUCACAUAUGUCGAAGACCAUCCUAAUGAGCUGAAUGACCCAGCCAAUACGGCUCUGACUGGAUUGGGAGUCGGUCUUCUUUCAUCGACAGCUAUUGCAAUGUCUUUUACGCCAGCCGAUCUACCAAUGGCAGGUGCAGAUGCUGCGCGACUCGCUUUCCGUAUGGGAGUGCAUGUUCAGGGCGUCUCUGCGAGCCUUGAAGAGCAAGGCGAAAAGCCUGACACAUGGGCAUAUGUCGUUUACAACGUCGACGAGGCCACUACCCGGAAAGAACUCGAGGCCGCGCAGUCCAAAGAGCUUAUACCAGACACGGACAAGAUCUUCAUCAGUGCCGUCAGUCGUACCUCAGUAACCGUCAGUGGACCCCCGACCAGGCUGAAGCAAUUGUUCAACGUUGGAUCACGGUUCUUCCGGAAUUCCAGGUCAAUUGCCCUGCCCGUCUUUGGAGGCAUGUGCCAUGCACCACAUGUUUACGGACCAGAAGACGUCAACAAGAUCGUCGAGACCGACGCUAUGCACAAUCUCAAAAACCAGAGAGAGAUUAGGUUGCCAGUCUACUGCACCAGCACAGGUCGACCAUAUCCCGUCAGGACGUGUGAGGAGCUUUUGAAGGCCAUUGUGUCCGAGUUGCUCACUCAAGCAAUUCGCUGGGAUGAGGUCACGGCCGGACUCACUAGCGCGCUCCAGGUCAAUUCCGUCUCAGAUGUGAUGCUUCACAGCUUUGGGAACAGCGUUCCUCUCUCCGACCUGACGGCCGCCAUCGCCGUCAACCUCCCGGAGUUGAAACUGGAGUUCAACAACUUCAUCAAGUGGACAGUCGACAACCCACUUCAAGAACCAAAGCCCCGCACAACGAAGCAAGCUAAGCUUGCAAUCGUCGGUAUGUCGUGUAGAAUGCCCGGUGGUGGUACAAGCACCGAGAAGUUCUGGGAGACACUUGAGCAGGGUCUCGAUGUGUCCCGAAAGAUUCCAAUCGAUCGGUUCGAUAUCGAAACACAUUUCGAUCCAACCGGCAAGGAUUUGAACAAGAGCAUGACCGAGUACGGUUGCUUCAUCGAUAACCCCGGCUUUUUCGAUGGCCCAUUCUUCAACAUGUCCCCCAGAGAAGCUCAAGUCGUCGAUCCGCAGAUGCGCUUGGCGCUUGUAACUGCCUUUGAGGCACUGGAGCGAUCCGGGUACGUUGGCAACCGCACUGCGUCCACAAAACUGCAGCGCAUUGGUACAUACUACGGACAAGCUGCCGAUGAUUACCGUGAGGUCAACCAAGGCCAAGAGGUCAGCACAUACUACAUCCCCGGUGGAUGUCGAGCCUUUGGACCCGGCCGAAUCAACUACUUUUUCAAGUUUGCCGGACCCAGCUACAGCAUUGACACUGCUUGUUCUUCUGGUCUUGCAGCGAUCGAGGUGGCUUGCCAAGCGCUCUGGAAUGGAGACGUUGACAUGGCUGUUGCGGGAGGAGUCAACAUCCUCACCAACCCCGACGGUUUCGCAGGGCUUUGCAAUGGUCACUUCCUGACCAAAGGCCACAAUGCUUGCAAGACUUGGGAUGCUACCGCCGAUGGUUACUGCCGAGCAGAUGCCGUCGGAUCGGUCGUGAUCAAACGCCUGGAAGAUGCAGAGGCAGAUAACGACAACAUCUUGGGAGUUGUGCUCGCUGCGGGAACCAACCACUCCGCCGAGGCCGUCUCGAUCACGCAUCCCCAUGCUGGUCACCAAAGCUACCUCGCACGCCAGGUCCUGCGACAAGCUGCCGUCGACCCUCUGGAUGUGUCUUACAUUGAACUCCACGGAACCGGCACUCAAGCUGGUGACUUUGAAGAGAUGUCCGGUAUGAUGAAUGUCUAUGCACCCAUAACACAGCGUCGCAGUGCAGAGCAGAGCCUUCAUAUUGGUAGCGUCAAGUCGAACGUCGGCCAUAGCGAGUCCGCAGCUGGCUCAACCGCUUUGAUCAAGGUCCUCAUGAUGAUGCRGAAGAGCAUGAUUCCAAAGCACAUUGGUAUCAAGACCGAGAUCAACCCUCGCUUCCCCAAGRACAGCGCCAAGCGCAAUCUUCACAUCGCCUUUGAGAACACUCCCUGGGAGCGAAAGGGAGCCCAGAAGCGCCUUGCCGCGAUCAACAACUUCGGUGCCGCUGGCGGUAACACCAUGAUGAUCCUUGAGGAUGGCCCACUCAGAGAUCUCUCUGCGCUUCCCGCGGAUCCUCGCCGUACUCAUGUCGUUGCUGUCUCUGCCAAAACCAAGAGCGCAUUGACCAACAACAUCGAGAACUUGAUCGCUUACUUGGACAAACACGAAGAUGCGGUACAUCUUCCCAGUUUGGCAUACACAACCACCGCCAGAAAGUACCAAUACACCUACCGCGUGUCUUUCGCCGUGGCAGACAUUCCAACUCUCAAGAAAUCUUUGGCUGCCUUUUUGCCCAAGAUUCCAGACCUCAAGCAGGUGGCCAAGUCAGGAGCCGCUCCUCCUCUUGCCUUUGCAUUCACCGGUCAAGGAGCCUCCCACAAGUCAAUGAGCCUUGAGUUGUACCGUGAUGGUCAGUCCACAUUCCGCAAGUCCAUUGACCAUCUUGACUCUCUGGCGCGAAAGCUUGGGUUCCCCUCCUUCAUUCCGGCACUGGACGGCUCAUUCCCUCAAGACCAUGCCCAUCUUCCUGUCAUCACUCAGCUCGCGCUGGUCUCCACAGAGAUUGCGCUGGUUCAGCACUGGGCAGCUUUGGGAGUGAAGCCCGACCUCGUCAUUGGUCACUCCCUGGGAGAGUACGCUGCGCUGUACACAGCAGGUGUCUUGACAUCCACAGAUGCCCUGUACAUGGUCGGACGCCGCGCCGAGCUCCUUCAAGAGAAGUGCGUCGUUGGCAGCCACGCCAUGGUUGCGGUCCGCGCCUCUGUGGCCACCAUCGAGGAGUCUGGCAAGCCAUUCACGGUCUCGUGUAUCAACGGUCCUACCGACACGGUCAUCAGUGGCACACAGGCAGAGAUUGCAGAUGUCACCGCUACUCUUGAGGCCUCGGGCAUUCGUUGCUUCAAGCUGGAUGUUGCAUUCGCUUUCCACUCGUCGCAGACGGACCCAAUCCUGGAGGAGUUCGAGAAUGUGUGCAAGGGUGUCAUCUUCCACGAGCCGAAGAUUCCCGUCAUUUCGCCUCUGCUGGGCAAGGUCAUCUUCGAUGGCAAGACCUUCAACGCCACUUACAUGCGUCGUGCCACAAGGGAGGCAGUCGACUUCCUCUCGGCCGUGGGUCACGGUCAAGAGAUUAUGACCAUCAGCGAUGACACCAUGUGGUUGGAGAUGGGCCCCCACCCGGUUUGCGCUGGCUUCUUGAAGGCCAUCAUGUCUGGAGUCGUUGCUCUUCCUUCCAUUCGACGCAGUGAGGACAACUGGACCACCAUGGCGCAGACCAUGUCUACCUUGUACCGUGCUGGUGUCAAGCUCGACUGGAAUGAGUGCCAUCGUCCAUUUGAGCGCCAGGUACAGCUUCUCGACUUGCCAACGUACGCCUUUGACGAGAAGAACUACUGGUUGCCCUACAUUGGAGAUUGGUGUUUGACAAAGGGUAACACCUUCUACACCAAGAGCAUUGAAGCUGCUGCUGCCACCAACCUGCCACCCGCGCCCAAGAGUGAGAUCUGUACCUCGACGGUCCAACAGAUUAUCGAGUGCACCAUCGAUGGUGUUGCUGGCACAGUGGCGAUGCAGUCGGACCUCAUGCAGCCAGACUYCCUGGCCGCGGCCUUUGGCCAUCGUAUGAACGGAUGCGGUGUCAUCACAUCGUCCAUUCAUGCCGACAUUGCGUACACGCUCGGAGAGUACCUGUACCGCAAGUUCUUCCCCAGGUCCAAGGCCGCCGUCAAGCUCAACGUAGCAAACUUGAUGGUGACCAAGGGUCUGGUCGCGAACAGCAACACCAGCGAGCCCCAAUUGAUCCGCGUGACCGCCACGACCUCUGACRUCCACUCUGGUGUCAUGGACUUGACUUGGCACAAUGUUUCCAAGGACGGCAACCUCGAGGAGUUUGCCACGUGCAACCUCUACGUCGGAGAUGGCAACGACUGGCUUUCCCAGUGGGAGCCCAUGGCACACUUGGUUCACAGUCGUGUUGAAGCUCUCGAGCGUCUCGCGGCCGAAGGCAAAGCCAACCGCUUCAACCGCAACAUGGCCUACACUCUCUUCGCCAACAACCUGGUCGACUAUGCCGACAAGUACCGUGGCAUGCAAUCGGUCAUCAUGCACGAGUUUGAGGGUUGCGCAGAUGUCCAGUUGACCACCAAGGAAAGCGGUACCUGGACUGUUCCUCCGUUCUUCAUUGACAGCGUGGCUCAUUUGGCCGGCUUCAUCAUGAACUGCACGGAUUCCAUGGAUGCCGUCAACAACUACUGCGUCACUCCAGGUUGGAAGUCGAUGCGCUUCGCGGAGCCUUUGCUUCCUGGGUACAAGUACAAGUCCUACGUCAAGAUGAUCCCCACCAAGGCAGACCCAACCAUCUUCUUCGGAGACGUCUACAUCAUGCGUCGGGAUGAUCUUGCCGUGGUUGGCAUGGUUGGCGGUAUUGAGUUCCGCAGAUAUCCUCGCAUUCUGCUCAACCGCUUCUUCUCUCCUCCAGACAAGGGCGUUCCAGUAGCAUCCGCGGCAAAGCCUGCUCCAGCAGCCAUCAAAGCGGCUCCUGUGGUUCACAAAGCCGCCGCACCUAAGCCAGCUCCAACUCCCGCUCCAGCAGCACCAACUCCUGCUCCAGCAGCACCCGUUGCUGCUCCAGCAGCGCCCGUGGCUGCCGCCGCCGUGGAGGCGCCAGCCGCAGCUGACAGCAUGACCCAAAAGGCCAUGAUGCUCAUCGCCAAGGAAGCGGCCCUUGAGCUCGAAGAUCUCCAGGACGACGUCGGUUUCUCGGAUCUUGGAAUUGACAGUCUCAUGUCUCUUGUGCUGUCCGAGAAGUUCCGCUCAGAGUUGGACUUGAAGGUCAGCAGUAGUCUGUUCUUGGACUACCCCUUGAUUGGCGAUUUCAGAAAGUGGUUGGAUGAAUACCACAGUUAA
This is a messenger RNA of Ramularia collo-cygni, 5319 nucleotides long. RefSeq names its product probable polyketide synthase. NCBI's taxonomy places the organism in Eukaryota, Fungi, Ascomycota, Dothideomycetes, Mycosphaerellales, Mycosphaerellaceae. Gene Ontology annotation, biological process: fatty acid biosynthetic process; secondary metabolite biosynthetic process. Bases 1 to 5319 code for a protein of 1772 amino acids. The record is from RefSeq and is a predicted model, not a curated record. The transcript has 4 exons. Gene Ontology annotation, molecular function: 3-oxoacyl-[acyl-carrier-protein] synthase activity; phosphopantetheine binding; fatty acid synthase activity.